Molecule: messenger RNA, 1089 nt
Organism: Salvia splendens (bonfire salvia)
Lineage: Eukaryota; Viridiplantae; Streptophyta; Magnoliopsida; Lamiales; Lamiaceae
Product: protein IWS1 homolog 1
Exons: 10
Coding region: 1-1089 (362 amino acids)
Biological process (GO): regulation of DNA-templated transcription elongation; brassinosteroid mediated signaling pathway
Source: RefSeq, a predicted model, not a curated record
AUGGAUUUUCCACUCUUGAAUUGUUCUUUUAAGCUUAGGAGGAAUGGAGUAGGAGGACUGAGGGAUGAGGAAGCUGAUCCCGAGAUAGAGGAGAUGUGGGACACAGUUGCGGGUGGUGAUUCUGAGGAGGAUCAAGAUGGCGUUAGGACCAUCUAUGUUGAUAACUUCAUUGAUGACAGUGGUGUCGAUCCUGCUCAUCGAUAUGGAAGUGAUAAUGAAAACUCUCCAAGUCAUGCUCCCCAGGCUAAAGAAGGAGAAGAAGAUGCAGACAUAAAUGAGCUCUUCAAAAUUGGCAAGAAAAGAAAGAAAACUGAAAAAAGUGCUGCCGAGGUUGCUCUCCUUGUUGAAAGUGUUAUGGCAGAACUGGAGGUGGUUGCUGAGGAAGAUGCCGAACUUAAUCAAAAACAACUCCAGCAAGAAUUUUUGGAUCAUGGAGUUUUGACUCUCCUGAAGAACUGGCUUGAGCCUCUACCUGAUGGGAGUUUGCCAAACAUCAACAUCUGUUCUGCAGUUCUCAGGAUUCUGUUUGAUCUUCCAAUUGAUUUGGAUCAGUUUGGUCGAAGAGAACAAUUAAAGAAAAGUGGCCUUGGAAAGGUCAUUAUGUUUUUGUCGAAAUCGGAUGAGGAGACUACAGGCAACCGAAAACUUGCUAAAGAAUUGGUUGGCAAAUGGAGCCGUCUAAUUUUCAACAAGAGCACAAGGUUUGAGGAGAUGAAGAACUUUGACGAUGAAAGAGUUAUGAGGCGGCCUCCUGUCAAAAGGGUGAUGAGCAAAGGAUCAGGAAUGCCAUCUGCAGACUGUGACAUUGAUUUAUCAAAAGAAUCUCCAAAGUAUGGGGUAAAAUCUGGCCUGUCAUCUUCUAAUCAGCAUGCUUCUAGACCAGAAGCAAUGUCAAUGGAUUUUUUGGUUCGUCCUCAGUCCAAGGUUGAUCCAGAUAAAGUGAGAGCUCGGGCUAAACAAGUGGUACAAGAUCAGCAUCGUGCGAAGAUGAACAAGAAGCUGCAGCAGCAGUUGAAAGGGCCAAAGAGAAAGCAGCUACAGGCUACAAAGCUGAGUGUUGAAGGUGGUGGUAUGGUGAAAUAUCUGUAG